UAAGACGACGUCGCUCUCUUUUCUUCUCACGCCUCCAAUCAACCUCUCUCUUCUUCCCCGUUCAUCUCUCCACUCCAUAUCCCCUCCACCUCCAAUUCUGAAAUCCAGAUCUCUCUAUUUUCAGCCAACCCUAAUUCUAACAAAUUACCCAAAAUCCUUUUAUUUUCAUUCUAAUUCAGUCAUCCAGAUCCUUCCAAAAUGGCUUCUUCAGCACCCCCGAUUCUCCCCAUCUCCACCAACCAACCCACCGCCGCAACAGCCACCUCCGCUCAGUCCCAGCCCCCGAUCGCUACCCCCGCUUUCCGCGCCCUAAUCACCCACCUCUCCGAUUCCCUUCGCAAUGGCGUCGCCCAGCGCCGUCCUUGGUCCGAACUCGUUGAUCGUUCUGCCUUCUCCAAACCCGAAUCAUUCUCCGAAGCCACUCUUCGGAUCCGAAAAAACUACUCAUACUUUCGCGUGAAUUACCUUUCUAUCCUGGCCAUUGUAUUGGCUGUUUCUCUUGUAACAAAUCCUUUCUCUCUGUUAAUGCUCGUUGGUCUUCUCGCUUCGUGGAUUUUCCUCUACCUGUUUCGUCCGGCUGAUCAGCCGCUUGUCGUAUUUGGCCGUACGUAUAGCGACCGUGAGACUCUUGGGAUCUUGGUUGUUCUGAGUGUGGUCGUGAUCUUCCUUACCAGCGUCGGAUCUGUUUUGAUAUCCGCUUUAAUGGUUGGAACGGCUUUAAUCUGUGCUCAUGGUGCGUUCAGGGUUCCUGAAGAUCUGUUCUUGGACGAACAAGAGACUCCCGCCACUGGGUUCUUGUCCUUCCUUGGUGGAGCUGCCUCCAACGCCGCCGCUGCCGCUGCCCCUGCCGCACGCGUUUAAGUCGAUUGUUUAGGAUUUUCAUACCCGAAUAAAUGUCAACUGGGUAAUUUUUCAUAUAAUUUUUUUCUUCUUAUUGUCAUGAAUAGAAUAUGGAUCUGAUAUGUUUUUCUUUCUGUUCUAGUGCAUAUUUUACAUGAUACAAAUUGUACUGUCAUCUUUUUCUUACAAUCAUGGAAUGGAUAUUGAGUUUUGUA
This is a messenger RNA of Mangifera indica (mango), 1055 nucleotides long. Its product is annotated as PRA1 family protein B4-like. Gene Ontology annotation, biological process: vesicle-mediated transport. NCBI's taxonomy places the organism in Eukaryota, Viridiplantae, Streptophyta, Magnoliopsida, Sapindales, Anacardiaceae. The record is from RefSeq and is a predicted model, not a curated record. Gene Ontology annotation, cellular component: endoplasmic reticulum; Golgi apparatus. Bases 199 to 861 code for a protein of 220 amino acids. The transcript has a single exon.